Dufourea novaeangliae is the source of this 2688-nucleotide messenger RNA. It is a transcript of the gene l(2)37Cb, whose product is annotated as putative pre-mRNA-splicing factor ATP-dependent RNA helicase DHX16. NCBI's taxonomy places the organism in Eukaryota, Metazoa, Arthropoda, Insecta, Hymenoptera, Halictidae. The transcript is spliced from 11 exons. Gene Ontology annotation, molecular function: ATP binding; RNA binding. The coding region runs from base 28 to 2688 and encodes 886 amino acids. Gene Ontology annotation, cellular component: catalytic step 2 spliceosome; intracellular anatomical structure. The record is from RefSeq and is a predicted model, not a curated record.
UACCUUGCUCCUUUGAACUAUAACAUCAUGAGUAAAUAUAGAAGAAAGGAGUCUUCUAGUGAGGACACUGACAGUGAAGAGGAGAGACGUAAAAAAGAUAUCAAGGAAAGAGAUGAAUUUGCUACUAGACUUAAAGCAAAAGAUGAAAGCAGAGUACGAAAGGUUGCUAUGCCAGCUGGUUCAGGAGCAGCUGAAGCAGCCAAGCGACUUAAAAUUAUGGAAACAGAUAUGCGUGAGAAAUUGGUACCAAAGCUGAGAGUAGAAUCACGCAGAAAAUAUUUGGAGAAACGCAAGGAUGAUAAAGUAGCUGAAUUGGAAGCUGAUAUUAUCGAUGAUGAAUACCUAUUUGAAGAGGAAAUUUUGACAGAUCAAGAAAAGAGAGAAAGGUUACACAAGAAGCAGUUACUUCAAUUGGCAAAGGAACAUGAGAAAGCCAGGGAACUUGAGAGAGUACAACGGUAUCAUAUGCCCCUGGAAAAGGGAAAGGUUGAACCAGAACAAGAUGUCCAGGAGAAUGAACCACCACAAUCUGAGCAAAGCAAGUGGGAAUCAGAUCAGAUGUCCUCUGCUGUUUUUCGUUUUGGUGCCAAGGAUAGAAAGGCUCAACAGGAUUACGAUCUCCUUCUGGAGGACGAGGUGGAAUUCGUCCAAGCUUUGCGAAUGCCUGGCAGUAUGAAGGACCGGAAACGCGAGGAAAGUCCGCCCCCACAAGUGAAGGCAUUACAAACGAUACAGGAGACCAAGAAGAGUCUUCCAAUCUACCCCUUCAGAAACGACUUGAUUCAAGCCAUCAAUGACCACCAAGUGUUGAUAAUAGAGGGAGAAACGGGAUCGGGUAAAACUACUCAGAUCCCGCAGUAUUUGUACGAAGCCGGUUUCGCGGAAGACAAUAAAAUCAUAGGGUGUACUCAGCCGAGAAGAGUAGCUGCUAUGUCCGUGGCGGCGAGAGUCGCUCACGAAAUGGCUGUAAAAUUGGGGAACGAAGUCGGUUACGCGAUUCGUUUCGAAGAUUGUACUUCCCACCGUACACGAAUUAAAUAUAUGACCGAUGGGACGCUGCACAGGGAGUUUUUGAGUGAACCAGACUUGGCUUCUUACAGCGUUAUGAUCAUCGACGAAGCCCACGAACGUACUCUACACACGGAUAUAUUAUUUGGUUUGGUAAAAGAUAUUACAAGAUUUCGUUCAGAUUUGAAACUGUUGAUAUCGUCAGCCACCUUGGACGCGACGAAAUUCAGCGAGUUCUUCGACGACGCGCCUAUCUUCCGUAUUCCAGGCCGACGUUUCCCUGUCGAUAUUUAUUACACGAAAGCUCCGGAAGCCGAUUACAUUGACGCCUGUGUAGUUUCUAUUCUUCAAAUACAUGCGACACAGCCCCAUGGCGAUAUAUUAGUAUUCCUAACUGGUCAGGACGAAAUCGAAACCUGCCAGGAAAUGCUGCAAGAGAGAGUUAGACGACUGGGCUCGAAAUUGGGGGAACUUCUAAUUUUACCAGUGUACGCAAAUCUUCCGAGCGAUAUGCAAGCGAAGAUAUUCCAGCCGACUCCUGCUGGUGCUAGGAAGGUUGUUCUGGCUACUAACAUAGCCGAAACGUCUCUAACUAUAGACAAUAUAGUAUACGUGAUAGAUCCUGGCUUCGCCAAGCAAAACAACUUCAACUCUCGAACAGGCAUGGAAAGCUUGAUGGUGGUACCGAUCAGUAAAGCGUCCGCCAAUCAAAGAGCCGGCCGAGCCGGAAGAGUAGCUCCGGGAAAAUGUUUCCGGUUGUAUACAGCCUGGGCGUACCAACACGAGCUGGAGGACAAUACUGUGCCUGAAAUUCAGAGAAUUAAUCUAGGUAAUGCCGUACUCACCUUGAAGGCGUUGGGUAUAAAUGAUCUAGUUCACUUCGACUUUCUGGAUCCACCGCCCCAUGAAACCCUUGUUCUGGCGUUGGAGCAGCUGUAUGCUUUGGGAGCAUUGAAUCAUCGCGGGGAAUUGACGAAAAUGGGACGAAGGAUGGCCGAGUUCCCGCUGGAUCCUAUGAUGGCCAAAAUGUUGUUGGCCAGCGAGCAAUAUCGUUGCUCGGAGGAAGUGGCCACCAUAGCUGCCAUGUUGUCGGUGAACGGUGCGAUCUUUUAUAGGCCCAAGGACAAAAUUAUACACGCAGAUACGGCACGGAAGAACUUCCAUGUGCCUGGUGGCGAUCAUCUCACCUUACUGAACGUCUACAAUCAGUGGCAGCAAAGUGACUUCAGCACUCAUUGGUGUUACGAAAACUUCAUUCAACAUAGGUCGAUGAAGAGAGCCCGGGACGUCAGGGAGCAGUUAGUUGGAUUGAUGCAGAGGGUUGAAAUGGAACUCGUCUCGGGUAUCUCGGAGACUGUGAACAUUCGAAAGGCUAUUACCGCGGGAUAUUUUUACCACGUGGCCCGGUUGUCAAAAGGCGGCCAUUACAAAACUGCGAAACACAAUCAAACGGUGUCGAUACAUCCGAAUAGUUCACUAUUUCAAGAACUUCCACGUUGGCUGCUCUAUCACGAGUUAGUGUUCACCACGAAAGAAUUCAUGCGGCAGGUGACGGAAAUCGAAAGCAAAUGGCUUCUGGAAGUCGCGCCGCAUUAUUACAAACCAAAAGAACUCGAGGAUUCUACGAACAAGAAGAUGCCGAAAGUCGCGGGAAGAUCACGGCCCGACGGGACCAACUGA